Messenger RNA from Notothenia coriiceps (black rockcod), 1190 nucleotides. Its product is annotated as sodium-dependent lysophosphatidylcholine symporter 1-like. The record is from RefSeq and is a predicted model, not a curated record. NCBI's taxonomy places the organism in Eukaryota, Metazoa, Chordata, Actinopteri, Perciformes, Nototheniidae. Gene Ontology annotation, cellular component: plasma membrane. Gene Ontology annotation, molecular function: symporter activity. The transcript is spliced from 4 exons. Gene Ontology annotation, biological process: carbohydrate transport. Bases 38 to 664 code for a protein of 208 amino acids.
GGACUUCCCCCCCCUAUAUAUUCAGCAGCAGCAGUCGAUGCUCCCAGAUGUGGUGGAUGACUUCACGAUGAAGAACCCGUCCUGCAGAGGCCUGGAGCCGCUGUUCUUCUCCUGUUAUGCUUUCUGCAGUAAGCUGGCAGGAGGCCUGUCUGUGGGCAUCUCCACCCUGAUAUUACAGUUUGUGGGUUACAGAGCGGGUGCGUGUCAUCAUGAGGUGGGGGUGGCGACGGCUCUCAUCGUGAUGUUCUCCCCGGUGCCAGUCGCUCUGCUGCUGAUCGGGAUGUUCUUCUUCCACUCGUACCCCAUCAAUGAGAGGAAGUGUCUGCAGGAACAACUGACCCCAGAUCACCCUGAAGCAUCAUCACCACCAGACCUGAAAGACAACUCAGAGCAGCUGCCAUCAACGUCACAUUACAACACAAGUUACAAUCCAAACUCAUCAGCAGGUCCUGAUAAACAAUCCUCAGUCAAAUCCUCCGGACGUUCACAUGUAUCAACCGAAAACAGCAUUUCUAAAUCAGUUCUUAAAUCAAAUGUAAAUCCUCAGAGUCAAACUCCACCGCAGAGAUCAGGAGACGAGAAACGGAGCAAGAAUGUUCCUGAAAAGAAUCCCAGAACUUCAUCCAGCAGGUCACACAUGAGACCUAAAAUAUCCUGGGUAUAGUGAGACACAUUGAAGCAGAGAUGUUUUAGAAAAGAUGCCACUACUCUGGGAUCUGAAUCUAACACUGAAUACUUUAUUUUUUAACUCUAUUCUUAUACAUUUUCUAUUUUUAAAAUCCUCUGCAAAAUGUCUGCACCUGUUCUUGCUCAAAUAAACAACCGUUGUCAGUUUUCAUUCAUGGUGCUAUUAUGCUAAUAUGCUUUGUUUCACUGAUGUUAGGCUGAUGUAUCUUUGGCUCAGAUUGCACAAAAAAAUAGUAUGAUGUUGGAUGAUACAAAAACUGUGGUUAAUGAAAUGUAGUUCAAUUGUUCAAAUUGCAUGUUCUCAAUACCAUGACAGUUUUUUUUCUCUCAGAAAGGAAAAAAAACAAGCAAAAGUGGUCCCUCAGGAAUUAAGGUGUACAAUUGUUGGGCUUUUUAACUUUUGCACAAUUUGAUUAAUUCUUUGUCAAUUUCAUAUUAAGAAAAGCAAUACAUACGGUGGACAUUUUGAGGAAGCGUCAUUUGUGUAUGAAUUAUUUUGCUGU